Molecule: messenger RNA, 10412 nt
Organism: Pseudophryne corroboree (corroboree frog)
Lineage: Eukaryota; Metazoa; Chordata; Amphibia; Anura; Myobatrachidae
Gene: CHST8
Product: carbohydrate sulfotransferase 8
Exons: 4
Coding region: 829-2196 (455 amino acids)
Biological process (GO): proteoglycan biosynthetic process; carbohydrate biosynthetic process
Cellular component (GO): membrane
Molecular function (GO): sulfotransferase activity
Source: RefSeq, a predicted model, not a curated record
GCUGGCACACAGCACCAUAGUCAGGGGUAGAGGGCGCUGCAAGGUAACACAGAGCUAGCCCUGGGCUCCAGGCGCGUCCACGCAGGAGAGGAGGCGCGCUCCCGCCGCCUCAGCAGCAGCAGCAGCAGCAGCAGCGGCCGCACAUCCCACCCUGGUGUAGCCGGCGCAGGACCCGGGCAGCAGCAGCAGCGGCCCCCGGCGACCCCCCGGACCCAGCCCUGCAGGCGGCGCCACUUGGCACAACUUCCCUGCAGCGAGGGAGGGGGCACUCACCUGCCCCUCACCAUCCAGGAGGUGGUCCCUGCCCAGGAUGCCACAGCCAGGAGUGCACGGAGCCCCCACGCACAAGUGGAUGAGACUGCUGCGAGUGGGAGACAGCCCUGCGUGCUGAGAGAGAGCAUCCUCCUGUGGGAGUGGGGCAGAGUGCUGGACCACCCAGGUUGCUGGCACUGCCCACCCUCAGCCAGGUGGGUUGAUGAUGCAUGGAGGUGCUGGAGCAUUGCAUGACUUGUUGGGUGGCCCUGAGGCUUCUAGUUACCCCUGUAGAUGGUGGGGUGCUGAGCCCCUGAGAUGCCCCCCAUGCCUGUGACCUGGGAACUUCUGCUCUAGUUUGCACUGGGGCGGCUGCUCACUGUGGUGGGAGAAGUGUCUGAGCCGGCUCUACAGGUCCUCAGCUGGGAUACAGCGUAUCAUCAUCAUCAUCAUCAUCAUUAUUAGUUACCCCGGAGCAAGGGAAGUUGUGUCCUCUGCUGACCUAUAGGAGCUGGAGUGUGCACCUGGCACUGCCACAGGUGUGACCUGUGGCGCCUAAGGUGAGAGGAUGAGAAGAUGAAUGCUGAGAAACCCUGGCGGUGGUCGGCAUGGUAUAUUUUCUUGGCUCGAUGCGGGAUUGAUUUGAGAGGAAUAAUUAUGAGGCUGACCUACAUGUUCUCCUUCAUCUUACUGUUUGGACUUGCCGGCCUCGUCGUUUUCAUCCAUUUGCAGGAUCCCGUAGAACUGGUUAACCAGCGGGGACUGGCUUCAGGGGUGAAAUUUGAAUUUGCAUUACCACAACCCAAAAAGGACUGUACAUCCAACAAUCAAUAUGGGAUUUCAAUAGAAGCGGCUGCCAAACAGCUCUUGAACGUGCACCAAGAUAUGUCCUCGUAUCCCCCUUAUCAGUACCAAGUUAGUUUACACAGCACAAAUCAGAGGCAGAGAAAGGCGAUGUUUCUAAGGCGAGACAACAAGAUAUACUCGGAGAGGAAACCUUUGAAAAGACGGAAGCACUUCCUACUGAAAGAGACUCCGAUUCUGAUGCCCAUGAACAGUUCGGCGGUGGAACUCAUGCCCACAAACUACGACGACCGAAACGGUAACUGGAAAAAGCUGUACGAGGUCCAAAGGCAGCGCAAGAAACUCAUGCAGGACAUCUGCCUGAAGUACAAAAGCAGCAGCCGGCGGAUCAUCACGCCGUACCACGUCUCGCGGAUCUUCGUGGAGGACAAGCACAAGUUACUCUACUGUGAGGUCCCCAAAGCGGGCUGCUCCAACUGGAAACGGGUACUCAUGGUCCUUAACGGAUUGGCCUCUUCCACCAAGGACAUCCAGCAUAACACCGUCCACUACGGCAACUACUUGAAGAGGCUGGACAGUUUCGACCGGAAAGGAAUCUCCAACCGCCUCAACACCUACAAGAAAAUGAUCUUCGUGCGGGAACCCUUCGAGAGGCUAGUCUCGGCUUUCCGAGACAAGUUCGAGCAUGCAAACAACUAUUACCACCCGGUGUUUGGCAAAGCCAUCAUAACUAAAUACCGGCAGAACGCUACGCGAGAAGCGCUGAGGACGGGCUCUGGGGUACAGUUUAAAGAGUUCAUUCAGUACUUGCUCGACGUUCACAGGCCGGUAGGUAUGGACAUCCACUGGGACCAUGUCAGUAGGCUUUGUAGCCCUUGCAUGAUCGAUUAUGACUUUAUCGGGAAAUUCGAGAGCAUGGAAGAAGAUGCCAAUUUCCUCCUGCACCUCAUAGGGGCUCCCCAAAACUUGACAUUCCCGCGAUUUAAGGACAGACAUUCCAAUGAAGAAAGGACCACCAAUAAAAUUACACAGCAAUAUUUUGCACAGUUGUCCCCAUUGGAAAGGCAGCGUUCCUACGACUUCUAUUACAUGGACUAUCAAAUGUUCAAUUACACAAAGCCUUUUGAAGACUUGUACUGAUUAUACAGAAGGGGAAAUGUGUUUUCUAGAAAACGUCCGCUGCGUUACGUUGCAGUUUCAGCUCAUGAAAGUGAACUAUUUGGAUUUAAAGUGUCUAGUUUUUUUUUUUUUUUUUUACUUCAGAACUUUAAACGUGUCACAUGAAAGAGUAUUUUACUAUAUUGGUCCAACUAGAUGCACUGACGCUUCAGUUAAAUGAGUAACGAGGGAACAAUACCUUUUUUUAAAUAUAAUUUAAAAAAUAAAUUCAGGUUUGAUAAAUCCUUCAAAAAAAAAUUCCAUCUAUUCUGAGAUUGAAAAAAAAAAAAUAUUUAACUGAAGAUUCUCUAUUGUAUAGAACUUAUUUUUGUUGGGUACAAUAAAUAAAUAAAAUUGUUUUUUUAAAAAGAAAAAGUACAAUAAAAAGGGCUAGAUUUUUCUAUGGGGCAAAAGAAUUUCUCUUUUUAUUCGGAUAUCUUACUUUGCUUUUUACCUUUUUGUAAUCUAUCUUUACAAUAUAAAUAAAUGAUGUGGUACCAGACAAAGACGGAAUUCAUGGACAAUGAAAAUACAUAACAAAACACACAGCUUCUUACAUUACUGUCAAUGCAUUCCCACGCUGAGCUUCUCCAAUCAGGACACAGAGCAUGGCCGCAACCUGCCGCGUCUGUGCCAUAAUGAUAUGACCCAUGGGGGCUAGGCUCCGAACACCUCAUCGUUGUCCUAUCCAGAAGGCAGGAUAUUGUGUCUGUGAGCUUGAUCAAAUCUUCUGUUAUCAGUAUCCAUAGUUCCCCCAACUCUCCAGAAUUGUCCCAGUUCACCCUCCUUCUGUUCAUCCCUUGCCCUCAGGCUGGGUAGAUACUACACAUGCAAUCAUGGUACCUGCGACCGCUCGACACGGCCGUUGUGUAGUGUGUACACACAGUUCAUCGUUUGGUGCAUUGUGUGGUUGCUUCGUCUCAUCGGAUGUGCUACACAUCAGAUGGGACGAUGCGAAGUAUGACACUGUGUCGCUAGAUUACGCAUGUAAUGAUAUAUUGUGUCAUUGUGCAGCGGAUCGCGUAGCGUGUUCAUGCGAUCUAUCGAUAAAUUGCAUCGGCGUGUUGCUGGAUCACUGAGGUGUGUAACCAGAUUACAGUCUGUAAGCUCUUACGGGCAGGGCCCUCCUCUCUUAUGUUCUUCCCUAGCACAGCCCUGGUCAUCAUUCCUUUGCCCACUUGUCAUCUUCUUCCCUAUGCGGACUCAGUGGACGGGAUGCCGGCAGUCAUGUGACCAACACCGGAGUCCCGGAACCACUCGGGAGACUGGCAAGGUUAGACGACAGGUAAGUGUCAGGGACACUGUUAGGGUUAGGGCCCGGGGGGUCAGGCUUAGGCACUGAGGGGGUUAGCGUUAGGCAAUAAGUGGAGGUGAGUCCUAGCUGCCAGUCCUUUAGGGUUAGCGCUAGCCGCCACCCCUGUAGUGUUCGGGUAGGGGAGUGAUGGCGUAAAAAUACCCCCUCCGACAUCUUCAAUGUCAGGUUGCCGGUGUUGAUCAUGUGACCACCGGCAUCCCGAUGACCGGGAUAAAAUACCGAGCCCGCCCAUUGGGUAUAGGAUGUGUGACAUUUGUGCUGGGUCAUAUCUUUGUGUAUUGUAUUUAAGAUAUAAGACAUUGUUCAUUUGUAUGUAUACCUGUGUACAUUUUGUGGGGUGUGGUAUGUAUGGUCGACAGUAAGUUGGUCGACAAUGUUUGGGUCGACCACUAUUGAUCGACAGUUAGUAGGUUGACAGGUAUUCUAGGUCGACGGGGUCUUUAGGUCGACGUAGUCUAGGUGGACAGGUCAACAUGAGUUUUUGAUGGGGGGGUUGGUGCUGUUUUCUCCGUACAGUGACUGGGAACCCCAAUUAGUGCACCGUGUCCCCUCGCAUGUCUCGCUUUGCUCGCCAUGCUUCGGGCAAGGCGCCUCGCUCCACUGCCGCUGCGCUCGGCACAUGUUACCAUUCCCAAUUGUAGUCCACGUGGAUCGUAAAGUAUGAAAAAGUUCGAAAAACUCAUGUCGACCUUUUGACCUGUCAACCUAGAACAUGUAGACCUAAAGACCCUGUCGACCUAGAAACCCUGUCGACCAAUAGUGGUCGACCUACUUACCGUCGACCUAAAGACCGGAUCCCAUUUUGUGGCACCCUCUAAAUAAAACAUUAUAAUAAUACAUCUAGAACACUAUAAAAUCAUAGGGACAAUCUAUGGGCAGCUUCCCCACCUGUACUCUGCAGAGGGUUUGAUAAAUCUCCCCUAAGCGGGACAGUCGGUAGCGACGCGUUUUACAUGGUAGGUUCCAAUGUUGCAACAUCUGACCGUCAGCACUCAGUGGAGCUUCUCUUCUUGUCCUCACAGACACUUGUAGCUCUGCGGCAGCGCUCGCCUCACGCUGGGGACCUGAGGAAGAGGACGCUGACAAUCCCCCGUUAAUUAGAUGCCAGCAGCACCAGCUGUCAUUUCAUCCAGCUAUUCAGAUUCCUCAUCAUUAUGUUCCAUUCUCCAGUCUCAUCACCGGGGGAAUACUGGGGACAGCGGCAGCAGACGGCGGCAGGGGCUUCUGGGGAAGAGGGGUCUCAGCAAGCGCAGCCGUUCCCUGCAGACAUUCAGAGCUACCAGUGAUCCACUCAAUAAUGAGGCAAAACCGAGCCAGGAGGUUUUAUGGGGCAGCAAAACUGCGAGGCGACAGGGGGUUCUAUCUGGCUGAGUAAAAAGCCAUGUACUAUAAUGAACACAAAAGAAAUGGUUUGGGAAACAUGGGUCGCCCCGGCUACGCGCACACGGGUGGUCAUUCCGAGUUGAUCGCUCGCUAGCAGUUUUUAGCAGUCGUGCAAACGCUAUGCCGCCUCCCACUGGGAGUGUAUUUUAGCUUAGCAGAAGUGCAAUCGCUUGUAUCGCAGAGCGGCUACAAAGUUUUUUUGUGCAGUUUUAGAGUAGCUCCAGACCUACUCAGCACUUGCGAUCACUUCAGACUAUUCAGUUCCUGUUUUGAUGUCACAAACACGCCCUGCGUUCGCCCAGCCACGCCUGCGUUUUUCUGAACACUCCCUGAAAACGGACAGUACACACCCAGAAUCGCCCACUUCAUGUCAAUCACUCUGCGGCCAGCAGUGCGACUGAAAAGCUUCGCUAGACCCCGUGUGAAACUACAUCAUUCGUUGUAAUAGUACGUGGUGCGUGCGCAUUGCGCCGCAUACGCAUGCACAGAAGUGCCUUUUUUUGCCUCAUCGCUGCACAGCGAAUGAAUGCAGCUAGCGAUCAACUCGGAAUGACCACCACGGGCGCUAAGGGUGUACAUUUAAGAAGUGUUUUGCACGCAAGUUUAGUGCAUAGAAUAGAUGUGCAAACAAAAUCCAUGCAGCAAAUGUGAGCACAUACAGUAUGUGGCACUCCACACGUGUGUAACCUGUGCUGCAUAUUACAUGUGAGCAAUACAUUGCGGGCUCUGCUGCUGUUUCUGACGCUCAGAUACUGGAAAUGAUUCAUGGAUUUGUUAUAAUUAUAUUAAUCACCACUAAGAGUCCACUGCCCUUCUCGCCGAGCGGUCGGCUGACGGGGGAGGCUUUGGGGCGGAAUGUGCCGCAUUCUAUUGAUUUCCCGCCCUGUGUGAGAGGUGUCCCUCAUUCACUCAGCACUUGUCCGAUAUCAAUCAGUAAUCUCUGAUUUCUGUUCCACACCUCAGCGAGCAGCGGAAAUUGUGUCACUCUUAAUGAACAGGUUUUGUUGCUGGAGGUCAGGCGGGAUACGGCUUUCCUGGGUGAGAUCAAAUCGUGUGAGCGAGAACUGCAGCUACUGUUUAUUCAGUGGCGUCAUUUUAUAAACUUGUUAUAUAGUAUAUCUCUGUAUUCUUUCUUCAUCUCAUUAUAGUUUACUACCUCUGUCUUAUAGAGCCCAUAACUUACAGUAGGUUACAUUUACUAAGCAGAGAGUUUUCAAAGACCCUGAUUAUCAGCAGUUCUGACUGAUGGAUUUAAUACAGAAAUAGACAUAAAUGCUACCUCAGGCAUGCCUAGGAUAAUCAGCGGCUUUUGAAACAGUCUGGUUAGUAAAUCUGUCCCUUAGUGUACAAUUAUUAUUAAUGAGAAUGUAGCCUAUUAGUGCAUGAGGAACUAGUAAUGUUAUCCCUGGUAAUUAAACCCUUAACCUCACACAUUGCAGUGAGGCACCUUACACAUGGAGCUAUUUGCACGAGGAACUAGUGACAUCACGCAAGCCCAAAACAGCUGCAAUGCAGAUCAUGGGGAGGAACUAGUGACAUCACGUAAGCCCAGAAUUGCUGCAGUGUAGAUCAUGGGGAGGAACUAGUUACAUCACACAAGCCCAAAAUAGAUGCAAUGUAGCGCGGGGGAGGAACUAGUGACAUCACGCAAGCCCAAAUACAGUUGCUGCAAUGUAGCGCGGGUGGAGGAACUAGUGACAUCACACAAGCCCAAAAUAGUUGCAAUGUAGAUUGCGUGGAGAAACUAGUGACAUCACGCAAGCCCAAAAUAUCUGCAUUGUAGAUCAACAGGAGGAACUAGUGUCAUCACGCAAGCCCAAAAUAGCUGCAAUGUAGAUCGAGGAGAGGAAAGGAACUUGUGACAUCAUGCAAGCCCAAAAUAGCUGCAGUGUAGAUCGAGGGGAGGAACUAGUGACAUCACGCAAGACCAAAAUAGCUGCAAUGUAGAUCAUGGAAAGGAACUAGUGACAUCACACAAGCCCUAAGUAGCUGCAAUGUAGUCCGAGGGGAGGAAUUAUUGACACCACACAAGCCCAAAAUAACUGCAAUGUAGACCAAGAGGAGGAACAAAUGACAUCACGAAAGCCUGAAAUAGCUGCAGUGUAAAUCGUGGGGAGGAACUAGUGACAUCACGCAAGCCCAAAAUAGUUGCUAUGUAGAUUGUGUAGAGAAACUACUGACAUCAUGCAAGCCCAAAAUAGUUGCAAUGUAGAUCAUGGGGAGGAACUAGUGACAUCAUGCAAGCCCAAAAUAGCUGCAGUGUAGAUCGAGGGGAGGAACUAGUGACAUCACGCAAGACCAAAAUAGCUGCAAUGUAGAUCGUGGGAAGGAACUAGUGACACCACACAAGCCCAAAAUAACUUAAAUGUAGACCAAGAGGAGGAACCAGUGACAUCACAAAAGCCUAAAAUAGCUGCAAGGUAGAUCGUGGGGAGAAACUAGUGACAUCACACAAGCCCAAAAUAGUUGCGAUGUAGAUUGUGGAGAGAAACUAGUGACAUCAUGCAAGCCCAAAAUAGUUGCAAUAUAGAUCUUGGAGAGGAACUAGUCACAUCACACAAGCCCAAAAUAGCUGAAAUGUAUCUUGAGGGGAGGAACUAGUGACAUCACGCAAGCCCAAAAUAGUUGCAAUGUAGAUUAUGGGGAGAAACUAGUAACUUCACGCAAGCCCAAAAGAGAUGCAAUGUAGUUCUUGGGGAGGAACUAGUGACAUCACACAAGCCCAAAAUAGCUGAAAUGUAUUUUGAGGGGAGGAACUAGUGACAUCACGCAAGCCCAAAAUAGUUGCAAUGUAGAUUGUGGGGAGAAACUAGUGACAUCACACAAAAGCUCAAAAUAGCGGCAAUGUAGACCAAGGGGAGGAAUUAGUGACAUCACAUAAGCCCAAAACAGUUGCACUGUAGAUCAUGGGGAGGAACUAGUGACAUCAUGCAAGCCCAAAAUAGCUGCAAUGUAGACAGAGGGGAGGAACUAGUGACAUCACACAAGCCCAAAAUAGCUGCAAUGUAGACAGAGGGGAGGAACUAGUGACAUCACGUAAGACCAAAAUAGCUGCAAUGUAGAUCGUGGGAAGGAACUAGUGACACCACACAAGCCCAAAAUAACUGCAAUGUAGACCAAGAGGAGGAACUAGUUACAUCACAAAAGCCUAAAAUAGCUGCAAUGUAGAUCGUGGGGAAAAACUAGUGACAUCACACAAGCCCAAAAUAGUUGCAAUGUAGAUUGUGGGGAGAAACUAGUGACAUCAUGCAAGUCCAAAAUAGCUGCAAUAUAGAUCGUGGGGAGGAACUAGUGACAUCACACAAGCCCAAAAUAGUUGCAAUGUAGAUUGUGGGGAGAAACUAGUGACAUCACGCAAGCCCAAAAUAGCUGCAAUGUAGAUCUUGGGGAGGAACUAGUGACAUCACACAAGCCCAAAAUAGCUGCAAUGUAUCUUGAGGGGAGGAACUAGUGACAUCAUGCAAGCCCAAAAUAGUUGCAAUGUAGAUUGUGGGGGAGAAACUAGUGACAUCACGCAAGCCCAAAAUAGCUGCAAUGUAGAUUGUAGGGAGAAACUAGUGACAUCACGGAAGCCCAAAAUAGCUGCAAUGUAGAUCUUGGGGAGGAACUAGUGACAUCACACAAGCCCAAAAUAGCUGCAAUGUAUCUUGAGGGGAGGAACUAGUGACAUCAUGCAAGCCCAAAAUAGUUGCAAUGUAGAUUGUGGGGGAGAAACUAGUGACAUCACGCAAGCCCAAAAUAGCUGCAAUGUAGAUCUUGGGGAGGAACUAGUGACGUCACACAAGCCCAAAAUAGCUGAAAUGUAUCUUGAGGGGAGGAACUAGUGACAUCACACAAACCCAAAAUAGUUGCAAUGUAGAUUGGGGGAGAAACUAGUGACAUCCCACAAGUCCAAAAUAGCUGCAAUGUAGACCAAGGGGAGGAACUAGUGACAUCACAUAAGCAUAAAAUAGUUGCAAUGUAGAUCAUGGGGAGGAACUAGUGACAUCAUGCAAGCCCAAAAUAGCUUCAAUGUAGACAGAGGGGAGGAACUAGUGACAUCACACAAGCCCAAAAUAGCUGCAAUGUAAAUUGAGGAGAGGACCUAGUGACAUCACACAAACCAAAAAUAGUUGCAAUGCAGAUUGUGGGGAGAAACUAGGGACAUCACGCAAACCCAAAAUAGCUGCAAUGUAGAUCGUGGGGAGGAACUAGUGACAUUGCGCAAGCCCAAAAUAGCUGCAAUGUAGUUCGAGGGGAGGAGCUAGUGACCACACAAGCCCAAAAUAGCUGCAAUGUAGAUCAAGGGGAGGCAGUAGUGACAUCGCACAAGCCCAAAAAAGCUGCAGUGUAGAUUGCGGGGAGGAACUAGUGACAUUAAACAAGCCCAAAAUAGCUGCAAUGUAGCUCGUGGGGAGAAACUAGUGACGUCACACAAUCCCAAAAUAGCUGCAAUGUAGAUCAUGGAGAGAAAGUAGUGAUAUCAUGCAAGCAUAAAAUACUGUAGCUGCAAUGUAUAUCGUAGGGAGGAACUAGUGACAUUACGCACGCCCUAAAUGGCUGCAAUGUAGACCGAGGUGAGAAACUAGUGACAUCACACAAGCCCAAAAUAGCCGCAGUGUAGAUUCAAGUUGAGGUACUGUAUUAAAGCAAGAGGUGGAGGAAAACGACAAAAAUAUUUAACACUCACACUCACUGCUUUUACCUGAUAAGGUGCAGUAAUACUCUAAAAGAGCAUGCACCAAUGAAUGUUAUAGCUAAGUCCAUAACUUGUUUCCUAAAACUGACCGUAAUCCUUUUAUUAUUAGCAGCAAUAUUAAAAACAAAAUAAAAAUACAUAUACCAGUAACAUGAGAUAAGAGACAAUUUACAACAUUCCUAAACAUGAGUAAGCAAAUAAAACCAGCCAAUAGUCAAUUAUUGAAUUGCUUUGCUAUACCCCAACAGUCAAAUAUCUUCUCCAGACUAAAUAUUAAUAAUAGGAUAAGAAAUCGGAUUCGUGGCAGUGUGUGGCAGUGUGUAGUGAGCAACAACUGUAAUAAUUUUCAUGUAAAGCAAGAGUGUUCCGUUAGCCUCCCCUAUGGUUUAUACAGGGAAUCCCACAGAGCUGUCACCUUUUGUUACUCAUUUAGGGGAUUUCACACACUUGGUGAAUUAGAUUAUAUUCUGCACAUCUUCCGUGUUUCUCAUAUUGUCUCGGAAAACGAAUCUGCUACAGUAAAAGGAAAACACUACAUUUAAAGGCAUCAUUUAUAUAUGACCAGGUCAUGUCAAGCCAAAUGCACUCAGAUAAACUGUAUAUACCAAAGAGAAAGUUCCAUUCAUCGGGGGGAUAUGUAUCAAAGCUUGGAAAGAGAGAAAGUACCAACCAAUCAUCUCCUAACUGCCAUGUUACAGGCUGCAUUUGAAAACUGACAAUUGGGAGCUGAUUAGAUGUUAUUUUAUCUCUCUCCCCCAUCAUCUUUCCAUUUAUCUGCACUGAGUUUUAUCAGGAGAAAAAAAAAAUUCUAAAAAUAAACCA